AUGCCGCAGUACCUGAGAAUAGCUUUCAGGUCACUAUGGUUCAAUAAGAAUGACGAGAUCAUGCCAUUAUUCCGCCUGCUCCGCUGGAAUGUGAAGCCUGAAUCCUUUUCAAAGCGUCCGGCCUCGUCCAUGGCAUUCCGACGCCUCCCAAAAGCGUGCGUCCUCGAAGUCGAGAGAAAAUUUCGUUCGCUCGCAGUCCCCAAACUGACUCGAUAUGGCGGCCUUCCUCAUUUCAAGAGUCUCCAGAGUCUCCCCGUCGAAGUAAUCCACGACUCCUACUACGACAAAUCCGGCCUCCUCUCCAAGUCGGGAGCUUGGGUACGAAAACGAAACGGAAUCUGGGAGGCAAAGCUCAAAAAGGGCGGAAACUUCUUGAACUCAAAAUUCGAAGAGCUCAGCGGCAUCGAAAAUAUAUCCGCAUACAUCAAACACACCACCGGCAUAGAUGACUCAGAAAGCCGCAACUUUGGCCUCGAGCCCAUUGCCGUCUUUACCACAACGCGCGAAGCCUGGAUUGCCGACGAAGAGUUCCAUAUUGUCCGAGAUAUGAUGGACUUUGGCCACGAGGUCGGCGAAGUCGAGCUGCAAAAGGCACUGGUCGGCGUCGAUGGGGGAGAGCCGACUGAGCAGCAGAAGCAGGACGAGAUGCAACUCAUGGAUGAGAGGAUCGCUGCGUUUAUGAAGACCUAUGCAUGGGCAAUUACGCCGGGCCGACCAACGGGAAAAGUUACAGCGUACUUUGAGUGGAAGCGGAGAAAUGGUGCCUGA
Messenger RNA from Trichoderma citrinoviride, 768 nucleotides. RefSeq lists its product as hypothetical. Bases 1 to 768 code for a protein of 255 amino acids. The record is from RefSeq and is a predicted model, not a curated record. The transcript has 3 exons. Gene Ontology annotation, molecular function: magnesium ion binding; thiamine triphosphate phosphatase activity. Gene Ontology annotation, biological process: dephosphorylation; thiamine metabolic process; thiamine diphosphate metabolic process. NCBI's taxonomy places the organism in Eukaryota, Fungi, Ascomycota, Sordariomycetes, Hypocreales, Hypocreaceae.